GGCGCAGCUUCCACUGUUUACUUCCGCCUGCCCUCGUCUGGCUGCAAAGAAAUGUUGCACGUGGGUGCCCCGCGCGGGGUUCGCCGAAUUAGCAACUGCGAGUGAUCUUCGGGUCAGAGCUUAGAGAGCAAGUAUGUGGGUCCCAGUGGCCGGGCCUUCUCUGCGGCUGACCCUCUCCAUCUUGACCGGCUGUGGUCGCGUCCGCGUUUUGGGAACCGGAGUGGGGACGCGGAAGGACUUAGCGAAGACCCCUCGCAGGGCCUUCUCAGACUCCCUCGCGCAGCCGCUGCCCUGCCCUGAGACCGUGGAAUCGCCUUCGUGCGUGCCGAAGUAUCGCUUAGACCACAAGCGUUACGUAACUAGCCCGGGAUUGGCUGAGACCUUGGCGCUGCUCCUGCAGCGAAAACGAGGACCUCCCUCGCUAAUACUGGAGUGCAAUCCAGGUCCUGGAAUCCUGACCCAAGCAUUACUUAAAACUGGUGCCAGAGUGGUUGCCCUUGAAAGUGAAAGGACCUUCAUUCCACAUUUGGAGAGAUUAGAACAGAGUAGGCAUUCAGUGCUUGCUGAAUGGAGGACUAAAACAUUGAAGGUUCUGAUGCUUGCUUGUAGUUCUAGCUCUGUUACAUACCUAGUCGGUUUAUUUUCUCUUCUCCAGGAAUUACCAGAACUAGGACAGCAAAAGCUGUAUUUUAUUCGAAUGACUCCUCGCCGAAAUUUAUUUACAGAAAACUUAACACCUGUUAACUACAAUGUAUUUUUUUACAUGUUAAAGCACUGUUUUGGGAAGCGCAAUGCCAAGAUAGCAGACCAUUUACCUUCAAUAAGUCCUGUUGAUGCAGUGGAUAUAUUAAUGCAAAUCAGAAAACAUAAAAAUGUAAAAACAAUUAACAUGUACCCUGAGGACUUCAAACAUCUUUUCGAAACAAUAGAGUGUUCCAAAGAUUAUACCUAUAAAUGGCUGUGUGAAGACAUCGUGGAAGAGAUAGCCCUUUAGGGGAGCUAGACUACCAAGAAGUUAGAUGCAAAAGCUUAUUUGUUAGAUAUUAUGUCACAAAUGAAAAAGAAGUGAGUAUGGAAAGCCCAUUUCUUUCAACAGAAGAGAACUGAUUUGCAAAAACCAGACAGGUCCUUUCUUGUCGAGUUCAUACCGCUGGCUUAUUGGAUAAAACAAGUUUUCCAAUUAUUUUAUUCAUAGCCGACCAAAAAAAAUGACCAAUUGUCAAUUUGAUGAAAUUGAAUUUUCUUUCAUUGUUUUAAAUUAUCUACUAAGAACAUAAGACUCUACCAGAUAACAUUUAAUUCAGCAUUAGACCCUUUUGGUUAAACAUCUUACAUUAACUUAAAUAUUUUACUUUCGCUGUUGUUUAUUUUUUGCAGCAAAAGAUUUUGUACAUUAUUACACUUAGAAAAUUGAUUAAACUGAUUGAAGUGAUUUAUUUUA
This is a messenger RNA of Echinops telfairi (small Madagascar hedgehog), 1441 nucleotides long. RefSeq names its product transcription factor B2, mitochondrial (gene TFB2M). The record is from RefSeq and is a predicted model, not a curated record. The transcript has 5 exons. Gene Ontology annotation, molecular function: rRNA (adenine-N6,N6-)-dimethyltransferase activity; mitochondrial transcription factor activity. NCBI's taxonomy places the organism in Eukaryota, Metazoa, Chordata, Mammalia, Afrosoricida, Tenrecidae. Gene Ontology annotation, biological process: transcription initiation at mitochondrial promoter; rRNA methylation. The coding region runs from base 134 to 994 and encodes 286 amino acids. Gene Ontology annotation, cellular component: mitochondrial matrix.